This is a messenger RNA of Alternaria burnsii, 2226 nucleotides long. RefSeq lists its product as uncharacterized. Bases 1 to 2226 code for a protein of 741 amino acids. The record is from RefSeq and is a predicted model, not a curated record. The transcript has a single exon. Lineage: Eukaryota; Fungi; Ascomycota; Dothideomycetes; Pleosporales; Pleosporaceae.
AUGAAGUAUGCACUAAUCUUCGCUGCCACUGCAGCUGCCUACGAGGCCUAUGGCGGAUACGGUGCGGAUGUGGAGUCCAGCUCGGCUGUCAAGCCUAGCACUUCCGCAAAGCCUAUCGGAUACACCACUAUCGUCCCAGGCUAUGGCAAGCAGCCGGUCACUGUGACCACCCAGCACCAACCGUACCCAACCUGCGUUUCUCCUGCCUACGGCGGUAAGGAUUGCGCCAAGUGGGAUGAGGACGCCUACGUGUCGACUGUGAUCAAGGACUACGACAACAACUACGCUACAAUCACCAAGACUGCGCAGCCUGUCGUUGUCUACCAUACUAAGAAGACUAUCACCCACUCCGCCACUGCCACAAGCGGUUACGCUGCGCCCACCGGCGUUGCCUACAAGAACGGCACUGAGGGUUGCUGGUACGAGUUGUACGAGAAGAUCGAGGAGGUGCCAUACAACCAACUUGGUCCCCACGCACUUCCUGGAUACCCCGGCUCCGGUCUCUACAAGGAGGGCGAGAAGAAGCAGCCCGUUAACGUCAAGGAGUACAAGGGCGGAAAGUGGUCUGAGUACGUCCACGAGUACUCCUACGGCACUCCCAAGCCUGAGGUCACCACCUACGAGAAGCCCGGUGUCUACACAAUCCCUAGCAAGGAUGUCACUAUUGACCACCCUGUCACCUACCCAGUUGAGGCUACCAAGACUGCGAAGGCUGGUGAGACAUGCACCUACGGAGGCCAGUCCAUCGAAGCCAAGCAGACCGGUUACAUCACUGGUGCUUAUGCUGCUUAUGAAACAAAGAUCAACGGUGGUAAGACUGUGACUGAGACCGUGAUCAAGCACACCACAAUCUAUGCCUCUACCACUGGCAACUACGAGGUCGCAAAGCCCACAACCACCGUGUACGACCAUGACACCGAGGUCGCAUACCCAACUGCUAAGCACUACGAGGCGGGUGUUUACCACCAUGAGGCUCAGACUGUCACUAUCACCAAGCCUGGACAGGCCUACACUUGCGAGUACGAGCAGACCAAGAAGCACGAAGCUACCUCGACACCCAAGAAGAGCACCGACCACUCGGCCUACCCUACCUCCGUCCCCGCUCACGACAACUCUUACGGCCACAACAAGCCAUCAUCAACUCCUAAGCAGCCUACUGAGGGCCAGAACAACUACCCUUCGUACCCUGCCACCCCCAACAAGCCCACUGAGGGUGAGCACAACCACCCCUCUUACCCGGCUACUCCUGAGAAGCCUACCGAGGGCGAGAGCACCUACCCCUCUUACCCUGCCGGUCCGGUAGAAGGUCACUCAUCUUCCGUUCAGGAGUCCUACCCAACUUCCACACCUGCGACUAUUUACACCAAGCCAUCCUACAACGGCGGAAACGCCUAUGGCGAGACUGGAAAGUCGACCAUGGCCACUGUUUCUUCCAAGGAGAAUGCUUACCCUGAGUCUACUCCUGCCUAUGGUGCGGGUUUUUCAGCUCCUGCUUACGGUCCUGGUUCCUCUGCUCCUGCCUAUGGCACCGCUUCUUCUGCAAUGGCCAGCUCCACUCCUUGUGAGAGCAGCUCUGCUUCCUCCACUCCUGCCGAGUCCUCUGCUUACAGUGCUUCUACCCCUGCUUUUGAGUCUUCCAUCUACAGCGUAUCCAAGCCCGCUGAGGCCAGCUCUACUCCUUGCGAGAGCAGCACUGCUUCCGUUACUCCAGCAACGUCUUCCGCCUACAGCGCCUCUACUCCCGCCAACGUUUACACCAAGCCAUCUUACAAUGGCAACACCGGUUACGGCGAGAAUGUCAAGUCGACUCUCUCUACCAUCUCUACCAAGCCUUACCCUGCGUCAACUCCUGUAGAGCACUACCCUGCAAGCGCUAGCUCCACUCCUUGCGAGAGCAGCACCGCGUCCAUGACACCCGCCAAGUCGUCCGACGUAUACAGCCAGGCUACACCCUCCCCAGCCAAGUCUUCGGCCUACAGCACCCAGGCUUACGGCGAGGCUUCGUCGGCUCCCGUCAUGCCCACCUCCGCCCCUGCCUACGACAACACUCCCUACCCCGCUGGUACCACUUCUACCCCAUGCGAGAGCAGCGACAAGCCUUCCGCUACUCCUUACGUUCCCGCAGCUUACCAGCCUGCCCCUGUUGAGGGCUACAGCAAGCCCCAGACUGGCUACGCUAAGCGUGGUGGAUUGAACGAGCGUCGCAAGAUCGCUGCUGCGAACUAG